CAGCGCAGCUUUAGUGUCAGAAACAGGUGGCUACUGUUGAGCUACAUAUUUACAAAACAUUGUUUCCAGAUCAUUUCUGUGUAAAUACAACGAAACGACAUCUCUAGAAAAACUAUGACUGGAAAAGACGUCCUGGGGAAACUUGACCUGAGUGUGUUAAGUACAGAGCAGCAAGAAAAACUGCGACAGUUCAAGAUCAAGACGAGAAUCGACAACGAGAAGUACCUGAAUUCGCAUCCAGAGGUUGAGGUUCUUAUCGGCGACUUCCUGAGAGAUGUUCUUCUACAACGACCUGCUGACAUCCGUGAGUUUGCAGCAGAUCACUUCACCAACCCAAAGCUUCACCUGGUGACUGGCUCCAAAAUGGAAGGAAGGAGUGAGAUGGAGUGACAACAACCCACAAACAGUCCUGCUGCUGCAGCUGUGUCCUUUAUAGACAAACACAUGUUGCCAAUAAAGUUUUGUCAGCCUACAAUUAGCUCAACUGGAAAUGUUAUUGUGUGAUUGUGAGACCCAUGCAUGAGGCAGUCUAAAAGGAAAGAAGGUAACAGUGUCCAUAAUGAGUUUACUUAAAGCUAAUGAGAGGAGGGUGUCCCAUGGGUGUCACAUGCUUGGAGGUGUUUGUCAUCAUCAUCCACAUGUUUGUGAAGGUACAUGACAUUCAUAUCCACAAUUUGACCAGGUGAAAUUGUAUCUAAUCACAUCUGUACAUUUCUUGAUGAAAACAGUAGAUAUAUCUUUUUCAACCUUUUUUUUUUUUUUUAGAUUCCUCCCUUAUUUAUUGCUUUUUAGAUCAUAUCCAUAGACUGUGCACCUUUGAAAUCAGCCUUCCAACAUAGCAUGUAGUGUUUGGUUAGUCUGUCAUAUCUCAGCGGUAUCAUUUUACAGGUACAGAGGUCCUCUAAAAUGAUCUAUUGAAAAUAAUUGGAAAUAUGAUCUCUAGAGAAAAGUGUGAAAAAAAUUCGGUCUUUGUUGAUUUGUUGAUUUUAUCAUCCAUCAGCUAUUAAGUAUUGUACAGAGCGUUCUCCGUAGCUCUUUGACUGUGUGGCUUUUGUUUGUUUUGUCUGUAAUUAUGACAGUGCAUCUCAGUAUUGAGCACAGAAGUGUGGCUGUUAUCCGUCCAUUCAUGGUUUUAUUUUUUGAAAGGAUAAUGAUCCUUUUAGUAGCCACA
Sphaeramia orbicularis (orbiculate cardinalfish) is the source of this 1171-nucleotide messenger RNA. RefSeq names its product regulatory subunit of type II PKA R-subunit domain containing 1 (gene riiad1). The coding region runs from base 115 to 390 and encodes 91 amino acids. The record is from RefSeq and is a predicted model, not a curated record. NCBI's taxonomy places the organism in Eukaryota, Metazoa, Chordata, Actinopteri, Kurtiformes, Apogonidae. The transcript is spliced from 4 exons.